Messenger RNA from Mangifera indica (mango), 1022 nucleotides. RefSeq lists its product as uncharacterized. The record is from RefSeq and is a predicted model, not a curated record. Lineage: Eukaryota; Viridiplantae; Streptophyta; Magnoliopsida; Sapindales; Anacardiaceae. The transcript is spliced from 5 exons. Bases 168 to 641 code for a protein of 157 amino acids.
AUUAAAAUCAUCCCCCCACCGAACCCAACGCUGUGUCUUACUCCAUCCACUUCACCACGAACGAGAAGGAAACUCUAUUUAUAUCUUGACUUCUUCUCUCCUUCGAGGAGAACAAGGAAACCCGACCCGAGAUUCGCUCUUACUUCCCUGCGUGAAACACGACACAAAUGGGUUUCUUUUCGUUCCUCGGACGAGUCCUCUUCGCUUCUCUCUUCAUUCUCUCCGCCUGGCAAAUGUUCAAUGAUUUUGGGGUCGAUGGUGGACCUGCGGCAAAAGAGUUGAUACCCAAACUUGCCGUUGCUAAGAAGCGUCUGUCUUCAACGUUAGGUUUAGCAAUACCUGAUAUAGAAGUUAGACAUAUAGUUGCAACUACUAUCUUUUUAAAAGGAAUUGGAGGUAUUCUGUUUGUAAUUGGCAAUACCUUUGGAGCUUUUCUUCUGAUUGUCCACUUGGUGCUUAUCACCCCACUUCUGUUUGAUUUCUACAACUAUAGCCCAAAGGACCCUGAAUUCGUACCUCUCUUAAAUGAAUUCUUGCAGAACAUUGCAUUUUUUGGUGCAUUGCUUUUCUUUAUUGGAAUGAAGAACUUAAUUCUGACGAGGCAAGUCAAGAAGAAGACUCCCAAAGCAAAAACAAGUUAAUAUACUAGGUAAGCUAUUGUCUAAGUCGAAUCGCACUUUUGGGCAUGCCAAAAUUUUGGGAUUUCCACUGACAGUGCAGCAUCAGAUACCAAUCUGUGGAGGUUUUUGCAAGUCAAGUACCCAAAAUCUUAAUAUUCUUUUUCCUUUUCUAGAGGUUGUUAUGCAGACAGUCCCUGUUCACAGGGUAUAUUGUCAUUUUGGAAAGUGAUUGGAUAGCAAUACAUUUCAUUGUUCUUAGCACAAUUAGGAUUUCAUAUUGCAAUUUUCGCGGAUUACGGAUGAUAAACUGCCAUGCUUUUGGUUGUACAUUAAGAUCUUGGACACUUCGUGUGUUUAAACUCUUGAAGCCUUUAUAGAUUUUUGUGUGAUUAUAAGGUGUCA